UCCCUCCAGGCAAUGGAGAACAUCUAUGUCAGUGUUGAACCUUUUAAACCUCUCCCCAAACCACCAGCUCCAGUAAAAAUCCCAGAAGCUUCAGAAAACUCCAAAAACAGCUUCUAUUUGGGUGUUAUCAUCUUUUUGGUGCUCUUGAAUGUGCUCCAGGCUGGACGGAUCGUCUUUGGUAUCUAUGCUUACCAAAGUGGCAAUUUGGCAGCAGAUUUGUCUGCUAAGCUUUCCUCCAUGACUGUGGAGAGAGACCAGCUCAAUGCCAACCUCACUGACAUGGCUGAAGAGCUGACCAGGCUGAGACAAAUGCAAGCAUGUCCAGCACAAUGGACAACGUUUGGUGACUCUUGUUAUUUUGUGUCUGGAUGUGGUUCCUGGGAUGAAGGCAGAGAGGACUGCAAGAAAAAGAAUGCCCAUCUAGUGGUAAUAAACAAUGCUGAAGAACAGGCUUUUGUGACUAAUUACACUGAGAAGUUCAUUUUGGAUUGGUUUGAACGACAAAGAACUCAUGGCUUGGGCAGUUUGACAGCAGAUUUAUCUGACAUCAAAGACAAUCUGACUGAUCAUCUCCAGGCCAGCAAUGACCAGCUGAUUUUGAUGACGAAACAAAGAGACCUAAUGAAAUCAAACCUCACAGAAACGUCUGAAGAGCUGAUCAGACUUCAAAAUUUGUCCAAGCAAAAGAAAACAUGUCCUGCAGGAUGGAGAAUGUCCAGCUCUUCUUGUUAUCUCCUCUCUACAAACACUGGCUCGUGGGAUAAAGGUAGAGAGGACUGCAGAAACAGAGGAGGAGACCUGGUGGUGAUAGACAACGCUGAAGAACAGAGAUUUAUUUCUACUUUCACCAACAAAUACACUUGGAUUGGUUUGAAUGAUAAAGAAACUGAGGGAUCGUGGAAGUGGGUCGAUGGAACUUCCCUGACCCUGACGUAA
Messenger RNA from Fundulus heteroclitus (mummichog), 936 nucleotides. Its product is annotated as C-type lectin domain family 4 member C. Bases 13 to 936 code for a protein of 307 amino acids. Lineage: Eukaryota; Metazoa; Chordata; Actinopteri; Cyprinodontiformes; Fundulidae. The record is from RefSeq and is a predicted model, not a curated record. The transcript has 8 exons.